Molecule: messenger RNA, 1155 nt
Organism: Leishmania braziliensis MHOM/BR/75/M2904
Lineage: Eukaryota; Euglenozoa; Kinetoplastea; Trypanosomatida; Trypanosomatidae
Product: putative protein kinase
Exons: 1
Coding region: 1-1155 (384 amino acids)
Biological process (GO): protein phosphorylation
Molecular function (GO): protein kinase activity; ATP binding
Source: RefSeq, a predicted model, not a curated record
AUGCCAGCAGCGAUGGAGAUUGCAGCUGACUUUGCCCGUCGUGGCCUGCACCUUGUCGGCUCCCUGGGAUGCGGCGCUUUUGGGGAUACGUACCUUGUUCGGGAUGCAAGCAGCGUCUGCUUUGUUGUGAAGCGCUCAAGGUUUCUGGUGAAGCGAUCGGGCUUUCUCGAGGAAUAUCUCGGAAUGAUGGGACUGUGCAGUCUCAAUGUCGUAACACCUCACGAUGCAUGGAUCGACCACGAAAGUCGUGUCUGUAUUCUCAUGGACUACUGCGACGCUGGGGAUCUUGGCGACUACCUGAAAAAAGCCUACCCCUUGCCGGAGGAAGAGGUGCUUAGUAUUGUGGCUCAGCUCCUUCUUGGGCUUGAUCACAUACACAAGAAAAACAGAGUGCACCGUGACAUUAAACCGGAGAACAUUUUUCUCCUAUCGGCGAAGGCAGGUGGAGGUAGGUGGCCUGUAGCAAAGAUCGGCGAUUUUGGCUCAGCGAAGCGCCUCUCGUACUGUGGUGCGCGAGCCGUUUCGCGUGUCGGUACCCCCCUUUACAUGGCGCCAGAGAUUAUUGCGGGCUACGCCUACACAUCAAAGGCAGACGUUUGGAGCAUGGGGCUCGUUGUGUAUCGCUUGAUGGUAGACAAUUUGCCGUUUCGGGCCACUAGUCUAGAAGCUCAUACAAGGCGUGUCCUGAGCCUUUCCCCUCCUCACCCUAGCGCCCUGAGUGGGUACAGCAGAGAGCUUGGGGACUGUGUGAUGGCGAUGCUGAGCAGAAAUUGGAAGCGGCGGCCUAGCACGCAGGCUCUACUGCGUUGCGGUGUGUUUCAACAGACGUUGGCGCGGCAUCUCUGGAUACGCGCGCCAUCACAAGCAUCUCCGUGCCUGUUCGUGCGACUGCGGGUAUCACUGCUCAAGGUCUAUGCGGCACCGAGUGAACGUGCCCAAAUUCUACGCACCCUCGAAUUUGGCGACCAAGUCUACCUUUCUUUAAGGAAUAAUUUGCUCCAAGGAGUGUGGCUGGAGGUGUUGCACCCGUUUGCAGGGUUUAUCAGUGAUGCGGGUAAUGCUGAGUCUCUUCUCGACUUUUAUGCUUCUGAUGAGUGCACCGUUAGCGUCGGUAGCCUAUCGAGGGUACUGGAUCCUUCGACGAAGCAUGCGUGA